Molecule: messenger RNA, 12105 nt
Organism: Emys orbicularis (European pond turtle)
Lineage: Eukaryota; Metazoa; Chordata; Testudines; Emydidae
Gene: ANK2
Product: ankyrin 2
Exons: 52
Coding region: 1-12105 (4034 amino acids)
Biological process (GO): signal transduction
Molecular function (GO): protein binding
Source: RefSeq, a predicted model, not a curated record
AUGGGCAAUGCACCAGUUUGCCAGUCUUGUCACACAGGCAAGAGUAUAAGAGCACAAGGGAACAUACAGGAUUUGGAUAAAAUUCCUGAUUACUAUGGAUACAACAAUGAAGAAAGCAAAGAUCCCGAGGCUCAGUCUGACAGCAAUGCGAGCUUUCUUCGAGCUGCCAGAGCUGGCAAUCUGGACAAAGUAGUGGAAUAUCUGAAGGGUGGAAUAGACAUUAACACAUGUAAUCAGAAUGGACUCAAUGCCCUACACCUGGCUGCCAAAGAAGGCCAUGUGGGACUGGUACAGGAGUUACUGGAAAGAGGGUCAGCAGUGGAUUCAGCUACUAAGAAAGGGAAUACAGCCCUACACAUUGCAUCCUUGGCCGGACAGGCUGAAGUUGUCAAAGUUCUGGUUAAGGAAGGAGCCAAUAUUAAUGCACAAUCUCAGAAUGGUUUCACUCCUUUAUACAUGGCAGCUCAAGAGAACCACAUUGAUGUGGUAAAAUAUCUGCUGGAAAAUGGAGCCAACCAGAGCACUGCUACUGAGGAUGGCUUCACCCCGCUAGCUGUUGCACUACAGCAGGGACACAAUCAGGCAGUGGCCGUCCUCCUGGAGAAUGACACCAAGGGGAAAGUGAGACUGCCAGCUUUGCACAUCGCUGCCAGGAAAGAUGAUACAAAAUCAGCAGCACUCCUGCUCCAAAAUGACCACAAUGCUGAUGUUCAGUCCAAGAUGAUGGUGAAUAGAACAACUGAGAGUGGCUUCACACCUUUGCACAUAGCUGCACACUAUGGAAAUGUCAAUGUGGCAACACUUCUGCUCAACCGAGGAGCUGCAGUGGACUUCACAGCCAGGAAUGGAAUCACCCCACUGCAUGUGGCUUCCAAAAGGGGAAACACAAACAUGGUGAAGCUUUUGUUGGAUCGUGGAGGGCAGAUCGAUGCCAAAACCAGGGAUGGACUGACUCCACUCCACUGUGCCGCACGAAGUGGGCAUGACCAGGUUGUAGAGCUCCUCCUGGAACGGGGUGCCCCACUGCUUGCAAGGACCAAGAAUGGACUCUCUCCGCUUCACAUGGCUGCUCAGGGUGACCACGUGGAAUGUGUCAAACAUCUACUGCAGCACAAAGCUCCUGUUGAUGAUGUCACACUGGAUUACCUGACUGCCCUACAUGUUGCUGCACACUGUGGUCAUUAUCGUGUCACCAAGCUUCUGCUGGACAAGAGAGCAAAUCCCAACGCUCGAGCCCUGAAUGGUUUUACUCCACUGCACAUUGCCUGCAAGAAAAACCGCAUCAAAGUCAUGGAACUCCUGGUGAAAUAUGGGGCUUCAAUCCAGGCUAUAACAGAGUCUGGCCUCACACCAAUACAUGUGGCUGCAUUUAUGGGCCACUUGAAUAUAGUCCUCCUCCUGCUGCAGAAUGGAGCCUCUCCAGAUGUCACUAACAUUCGUGGGGAGACUGCCCUACACAUGGCGGCACGUGCUGGGCAGGUGGAAGUGGUCCGCUGCCUCUUGAGGAAUGGUGCCCUUGUCGAUGCCCGAGCCAGGGAGGAACAGACUCCACUGCACAUUGCCUCUCGGUUGGGUAAAACAGAGAUUGUCCAACUGCUGCUACAACACAUGGCUCACCCUGACGCCGCAACCACUAAUGGGUACACCCCACUGCAUAUCUCUGCCAGAGAGGGGCAAGUUGAUGUAGCAUCGGUUCUCUUGGAGGCAGGUGCAGCACACUCUUUGGCCACCAAGAAGGGAUUCACACCACUGCAUGUGGCAGCCAAGUAUGGAAGCUUGGAUGUGGCAAAACUACUUUUGCAGCGUCGUGCUUCUCCUGAUUCAGCUGGCAAGAAUGGCCUCACCCCACUCCAUGUAGCUGCUCACUAUGACAACCAGAAGGUGGCUCUGCUGUUGCUGGAGAAAGGUGCCUCUCCCCAUGCUACUGCCAAGAAUGGAUACACCCCUCUGCACAUUGCUGCCAAGAAGAAUCAGAUGCAGAUAGCUACCACGCUGCUGAGCUACGGAGCUGAGACCAACAUUCUGACCAAACAGGGAGUGACCCCGCUGCACCUGGCCUCUCAAGAAGGUCAUGCUGACAUGGUUACCUUGCUCCUGGACAAAGGAUCUAAUAUCCAUGUGGCAACUAAGAGUGGAUUGACAUCCUUGCACCUUGCAGCUCAGGAGGAUAAAGUGAACGUAGCUGAUAUACUGACAAAGCAGGGUGCAAACCAAGAUGCCCAGACAAAGCUGGGCUACACUCCUUUAAUUGUGGCUUGUCACUAUGGAAACGUCAAGAUGGUGAAUUUCCUCCUGAAACAGGGAGCCAACGUCAAUGCUAAAACAAAGAAUGGCUACACCCCUCUGCACCAAGCUGCUCAACAGGGUCACACUCAUAUCAUCAAUGUUCUACUCCAGCAUGGGGCCAAGCCCAAUGCCACCACUGCUAAUGGUAACACUGCCUUAGCGAUUGCAAGGCGUUUGGGAUACAUCUCAGUGGUUGAUACUCUGAAGGUGGUAACAGAGGAGGUCACCACCACCACAACUACUGUGACUGAGAAACACAAACUGAAUGUACCUGAGACGAUGACUGAGGUCCUAGAUGUUUCAGAUGAGGAAGUGCGUCGGGUUUACACUCCUGAUGUUAUAAGCUCUGUGGAUUGUGUUUGUGUUUUGUUUCAAGGUGAUGACACAAUGACUGGAGAUGGGGGAGAAUACCUCAGGCCAGAGGACUUGAAAGAACUAGGUGAUGACUCUUUGCCCAGCAGCCAGUUCCUAGAUGGUAUGAACUAUCUGAGGUACAGCUUGGAGGGAGGCCGAUCUGACAGCCUGCGGUCCUUCAGUUCAGACAGGUCCCACACGUUGAGCCAUGCCUCCUACCUGAGGGACAGUGCCAUGAUUGAUGAUACUGUCAUAAUCCCCAGCCACCAGGUAUCAACUCUGGCCAAGGAAGCUGAAAGGAAUUCAUAUCGCUUAAGCUGGGGCACUGAAAAUUUGGACAAUGUGGCGCUUUCUUCAAGCCCUAUUCAUUCAGGCUGCUCCUCUCCAUGCCUUGAUCAUGACAACAGCAGCUUCCUGGUUAGCUUCAUGGUGGAUGCCCGUGGUGGUGCCAUGCGAGGUUGCAGACACAAUGGGUUAAGGAUCAUUAUUCCGCCUCGGAAAUGCACUGCCCCAACACGAGUAACCUGCCGGUUGGUCAAACGUCAUAGACUGGCCACCAUGCCGCCGAUGGUGGAAGGAGAAGGUCUGGCCAGCCGCCUGAUUGAAGUUGGACCUUCUGGUGCUCAGUUUCUUGGUAAACUUCAUCUGCCUACGGCUCCUCCCCCACUUAAUGAGGGAGAAAGCUUGGUCAGCCGAAUCCUUCAGCUGGGGCCUCCUGGGACCAAAUUCCUUGGGCCUGUGAUCGUGGAGAUCCCCCAUUUUGCAGCUCUGCGUGGGAAAGAGAGAGAGCUGGUAAUCCUGCGCAGUGAGAAUGGGGACAGCUGGAAGGAGCAUUUCUGUGAAUAUACCGAGGAUGAACUGAAUGAAAUCCUCAAUGGAAUGGAUGAAGUACUUGACACUCCGGAGGAGCUUGAGAAGAAGCGUAUCUGCCGUAUCAUCACCAGGGAUUUCCCACAGUAUUUUGCAGUGGUGUCCCGGAUCAAACAGGACAGCAACCUCAUUGGACCUGAGGGAGGUGUGCUUAGCAGCACUGUAGUACCACAAGUGCAGGCAGUCUUUCCAGAAGGAGCACUAACCAAGCGAAUUCGUGUCGGCCUCCAGGCCCAACCUAUGCACAAUGAACUUAUAAGGAAGAUUUUAGGGAACAAGGCAACCUUCAGCCCUAUAGUCACCCUGGAGCCAAGGAGGAGGAAAUUCCACAAGCCAAUCACAAUGACUAUUCCUGUCCCCAAAGCCUCCAGUGAUGGGAUGAUGAAUGGUUAUGGGGGAGAAACACCCACUUUAAGAUUACUAUGCAGCAUAACAGGUGGAACUACCCCUGCUCAAUGGGAGGAUAUUACAGGAACAACACCAUUAACGUUUGUCAAUGAAUGUGUUUCCUUCACAACAAAUGUGUCUGCCAGGUUUUGGUUGGUAGACUGUCGGCAGAUACAGGAAUCUGUUACUUUUGCCUCCCAAGUGUACAGAGAGAUUAUCUGUGUGCCCUACAUGGCCAAAUUUGUUGUGUUUGCCAAAUCACAUGAUCCCAUAGAAGCUCGAUUAAGGUGCUUCUGCAUGACAGAUGACAAGGUGGAUAAAACGCUAGAACAACAAGAAAACUUUGCAGAAGUUGCCAGAAGCAGGGAUGUAGAGGUAUUAGAAGGAAAGCCUAUCUACGUUGACUGCUUUGGCAAUCUGGUGCCACUAACAAAAAGUGGGCAACAUCAUAUAUUCAGUUUUUAUGCCUUCAAAGAAAAUAGACUUCCACUGUUCGUCAAGGUACGAGACUCCACUCAAGAGCCUUGUGGGCGACUAUCAUUUAUGAAGGAGCCAAAAUCUACAAGAGGGCUAGUCCAUCAAGCCAUCUGCAACUUAAAUAUCACAUUGCCACUUUACACAAAGGAAUCGGAAUCAGACCAAGAGCAGGAAGAAGAGGUUGACGUGACCUCAGAAAAAAAUGAUGACGAGACAGAAUCUACAGAAACAUCUAUCCUGAAAAGCCACCUGGUUAAUGAAGUCCCAGUACUAGCCAGUCCAGACUUGCUAUCUGAAGUUUCUGAGAUGAAACAAGAUUUGAUCAAAAUGACUGCCAUCUUGACAACUGACCCUUCUGAUCAGUCAGGUUCCAUUAAGGUGAAAGAUCUUGGGAAAGCCACUGAAGAAGAGCCAGGAGAGCCUUUUGAAAUUGUGGAAAGUGUGAAAGAGGACUUAGAGAAAGUAAAUGAAAUUCUCAGACAUGGAACCUACACAAGAGAAGACCAUAUACUGCCAAGGUCCCAUUCUGGACGAGAGUUAGUGGAAGAGGAAUGGGUUAUUGUCAGUGAUGAAGAAAUUGAAGAGGCCAGACAAAAUGCUCCUUUAGAAGCCAUUGAACCUGCCUGUAUAGAACUUAGGAUAGGAAAAGGAACAACAGAGAUAAGAAAGACAGACAUGACAGGAAUGGUAGACUAUCUUACCGAGGAUUUAAAAACCUAUGUAUCUCUUCAUAAGGUGGAGCCACAGAUAUUCCAAGAAGAUUUAGUAGGAGAGAGAUUUGAAGCUGUUGUUAUAAGCAGGGGUUCUGAAAAAGGAGGGCAGGGCUCUCCAACAGCUGAAACUCAAGGUACACAGGAACAACGCAAACCAGCCCUGGAAAUUAAAAAACCAAUUAGGAGGAAACUAAAAGAUAAACAAAGGCAAAAGGAAGGAGAGGGAGAGACACAAGAACCAUCAGGACUAACAAAGUUCAGUUCUGAGGAGUCAUUAGAUGAUGAGCCAGGUUUAACACCUGCAGCUGUUCCUAAUGUUAGUGCUGUAUCCCCUGUAAUAGAAGAAACGCCUAUUGGCUCCAUAAAAGACAAAGUAAAAGCUCUUCAGAAGCGAGUGGAAGAUGAACAGAAAGUACGUUCAAAACUGCCUGUCAGAAUCCAACCAAAAGAAAUCACUACUGAGAGGGCUGUUACAAGGCCAGUGCAAGCUAAAAAAAUAGUGCACAAAGCACAGCCACCUGUUUCACCCUCAGCUAAAACAGAAAGACUUGAAGAGACUAUGUCAGUCCGGGAGCUGAUGAAAGCCUUCCAGUCAGGGCAAGAUCCAUCCAAGAAUAAAUCUGGACUCUUUGAGCACAAAGCUAUCAAACAAAAGCAACAGCUCUCUGACAAAGAACCAACUCAGAGAGAAGCAGUUUAUUUAGAACGUGAAACAGAACAGAUACCAACACCUAGGAGAACAAACAAAAAAGAUAGCCUGCCAGCCAAACAAACCAAAGUCCUUAAGAUAGAUAAAGAUUCCCCAUCAAAAAAAGGACCAAAAGCUUCUUUUGAUUACACUAAAGAGGAACCUGUAGAUAGAGGCCAGGUAAAAGAACAGAGCUAUAAAAGAACUGAACCUUUCUCUCCAGUAUUUGAUGAAGAAAUUUCCAAGGAGGCAGCAAUUGUGAAGGAAAGUACAGUUGAUGACGACCAAGGAGACACUGACUUCCAGAUCAGCCCGGACAGAAAAACCUCAACUGACUUUUCUGAUGUCAUUAAAGAAGAGCUUGAGAAUAAUGACAAGUACCAGCAGUUCCGACACCUUUCAAUCACUGAGGAGGGAGAGCUUCACUUAGAGCAAGUACUGACCAGUCCUUUCAAUGUUACCUUCCCAUCAGAGUAUGUGAAAGAUGGCUUCCUACCUGCUCUCUCCUUGCAAAGUGGUGCUUUUGAUGGUAGCUCAGAAAGCCUUAAACAUGAAGGUGUAGCAGAUUCUCCUGGUAGCCUACUUGAUGGAACCCCUCAGAUCAGCUCUGAGGAAAGUUAUAAGCAUGAGGGUCUGGCAGAGACUCCAGAAACAAGCCCUGAAAGUCUGUCUUUCUCACCAAAGAAAACUGAGGAAAUUGGAGAAACAAAAGAAUCCACUACGGUGCAUAGAGCAGCAGAGACAUGUUCGCCAAAGGAACUCUCUCCAAUGAAAGGUGAAAGAGGUAUUGCUGCAGAACAGCUGACUGCAGAUACUGAAGCUAUCAAAUCUCAUUCUGAUCAUUUAUCAGAACAGGUACCUUCAGCCCCUGAGAAAGGGGCAGGCAAACUUACAGAUAGUAGCUCAGCUUCGAUUAUGAAAGAUGUUAGUAGUGCAAAAGAAUCCAAAAGCACUGAACACACACAUGUAACUAAAUCUUCUGAAAUGAAAGACAGCUGUUUAGAGAAAGAUAUGACUGGUGAACAUCAUGUUGUUAUUAGAAGUCCCCAAGGAUUGGAACUUUCCCUUCCUAGUCAUCACAGUGAAAGCUUUAGCCCAGUGGCAGAUGAAUCCCUGGCUAUAAGUCAUAAAGACUCAUUGGAAGCAAGCCCAGUGCUGGAAGAUAACUCAUCACACAAAACACCCGAUUCCCUGGAGCCUAGCCCUAUGAAAGAGUCGCCAUGCCGUGAUUCACUUGAAAGCAGCCCUGUAGAACAAAAAGCAAAGGCUGGCAUUCUUACGGGACAGGUUCCCCUUCAGUCUUUCCCUACCAGAGCAGAAAUGUUCCCAGAGUUGGCAUCUAUGCGUUCCAGAAUUCUCCGCGACCCUGAUGGAAGUGCUGAAGAUGACAGUUUAGAACAAACAUCUCUCAUGGAGAGUUCUGGGAAAAGUCCUCUUUCACCUGACACUCCUAGCUCUGAAGAAAUUAGCUAUGAAAUUACACCCAAAACUGCAGACUCGCAGGCACUGUCAAAUAUAUCUAAGUCAGCCACAAUCCCUGAAGUCAGUGAAGAACCAGAGGAUGAUUCAGAAAGUGAACCAAAGAAGAGGCUCACUCCGGAAGAGGAGAUGUUUAAAAUGGUGACCAAAAUCAAAAUGUUUGAUGAAUUGGAACAAGAAGCAAAACAGAAAAGAGAGUACAUAAAGGAUAAAAAGCACGAGGACUCUUCUUCAAUUCCUGAUUCGGGUGUUACAUGUGAAAAUGAAGUACCAGAGCCAACAGCUGUUGAAGAAAAACAUAUACCUACAGUAGUGAUGUCUUCUGCGGACACUAGAAAAAGUUCUUCUUCUUCUGAAAGUGAGCCAGAAUUGACUCAGCUGAAAAAAGAAGCUGACUCAGGCCUCUUAAUGGAGCCUGUAAUUCGAGUGCAACCUCCUUCACCACAUCUAUCUGGUGUAGACUCCAGUUCCAGCCCUGAAGAAGCAGGAUUUCAACCUAUUGACUCCAAACAACAUGUUUUCAGGAUGGAGUAUAAAUCAGAAUCAGAUAAGCCAACAAAGAAAGACAAAGAGGAACCAUCUGAGUUUGGUGAUAGCUGUAAAGCUUCUACUGAAGAAUCAAACAUUUUUCACUGUGAUGCUGGUAUCAUAGCAGAAACUGAUGAAUCAAAGUGUUGUUAUAGUACCGAUGAAAGUGAAACAAUUAGCCCUAAUGGCCCAGUGACCCGACUUGAUGGUGCUUUCUAUCAUGCAGUUGGUGAUGAUGCUCAAAAAGAAGUUGGGGUUCAUCAGCUGUCCCCAGCACUACAGCAACACCAUGCUUCUCAGGAACAGACUGAUGCCGCUGGAAAGUUAACACAUGAAGACCUCAGUGCUUCAGGGGAUGUGUCUGGGAAAGGAUAUGGUCCCUUUGGACAUGAUACUUCUCAUAGUUCUGCAUCACAAGACGAUGCAUUGGCUGAAGAUGUUUCCCGUGCACGCUCUACUUUGGGAAGUGGUUUGACAAAAUCGGGCAAAGAUUUUGAGACAUGCCAAAGUGUUUCUUAUAGUGAGGAGCCUUCCACAGAAUAUUCAUCCCUUACCACUAAAAAGGAUGAAUUUGAAGGCUAUGCAGCAGAUACUGAUGAAAGUGGUGUUCCACAUAUAACAAGCCCAUAUGAAAAUGUCCCUUCUGAACAUUUUUUCACUAUCUGUGAAAGUAGGAUAGAAACUGAUACAAGGCAGAUGACAAGUCCAUCAUCCAGAGAUGCUCAUUCUGUUGAAGUAGAAACAACCAUUGAGGAAACAUUAGUGGCAGGUUCUUUUAGCAGACAUGCUCCUUCAGGUGAAGAUCAAACUUCAGAAGAGGUGUAUAUGGAAAUAGAGUCAAAACAGAAAAUAUCAACUUCAGUGCCUUCAACAGCAGACCCCACAGCAUUAGAUCAAACUGCCCUUCAAUAUAUAAAAGAUGAAGCUGAAAAACUGAUCAGCCAAGUAGUCAUCACUAAAACAGAUGUGGAUUCUGACAGGUGGAGUGAAAUACGUGAAGACGAUGAAGCUUUUGAGGCUCGGGUGAAAGAGGAGGAGCAAAAGAUUUUUGGUUUAAUGGUGGACAGGCGGUCACAGGGUACAACGCCUGAUACCACACCAGCCAGGACACCCACAGAAGAAGGGACACCAACUAGUGAACAAAACCCUUUUCUCUUCCAGGAAGGAAAGUUGUUUGAAAUGACUCGAAGUGGAGCCAUUGACAUGACCAAAAGGAACUAUGCAGAUGAAAGUUUUCACUUUUUCCAAGUGGGGCAGCAGUCUCAAGAAGAAGUUUCUUUAUCUGAAGAAAUGAAAGAGGCCGCAGAGAUGGAAUCUCCUAAACUAGAGAGAUCACCAGAUCCAUUUGCACCUUCAGGAUCAGAUGAAACUGAUAUACAGGAAAAAGAUGCACUUACAAUAGCAUCACCAGUAUCUGAGCCUCCUGAUAAAUCAGAGGAAAUGACUAGCACAGGGGUCAGUGUGGGCACUACAAAAGCUGAACUUAAAUCUAGAAUUCCCAUUAAAAUGGGUAUUUCAGUUUCUUCAAAAUCACCAAAGAAAGAGACUGCUGCCUCUGAAGCUUCUGAAGCAGAUCCCUUCUCCAAAGUGGAAACUGCUGAUGGAUUUGACAGCAGUCAGGUGCCUUGCCCUGUCUCUCCAGAGCAGUCCGUGAUAGAUGUACAGUUAGAUUUUUCCACAGUCACUAGGUCUGUGUAUUCUGAACAGGAUGAUGAGUCCCCAGACUCUUCACCAGAGGAACAGAGAUCCGUGAUUGAAAUCCCUACUGCUGUGCUGGAGAGCAGUGUGCCUUCUUCUGAAAGCAAAUCCAAAAUUCCUGUCAGAACAACUCCUGCUGCACCGCCGUCGUUGCAACAAUCAGAAUAUGAGAUCCUGCCCUCAGAUGGCUUUCUGGACAGCUUGCAAGACGAAAUAAAAGAUGACCAAACAAAACCAAAGUCUAAAAUUCCUGUCAAAGCAGCUUUCCAAAGAGCCGAGCAACAGUGUGCAUACACAGAAACAUCUGUCCAGAAGCCACAGUCACCCAAAGCUCUUGAUAGGACAUGCAAACUAUCUAUGAAACAAGAUAAUCGAAGCAAAUCUGAAUCUGAUGCAAGUAUUCCCAUGAAUCCAAAGACUAGGCGUUCAAUAAAAGCUAGGAGUUAUGCUGAGGUGGAAGCAGAGACCAGAGAGAGGGUGGAUGAGAUGAAGCUUGAGCUAGAAUCAGAUGAUGUGACAACAGCAAGAUCAAAGAUAUUUUCAUCAAGACUGCCAGUUAAAAGCAGAAGCACCACAGCUUCCCACAGUACUGUUAGUCCCACAAAAGAACAUAAGGACUACUUUUUUGACCUUUACAAAAACUCCAUAGAGUUCUUUGAAGAGAUUAGUGAUGAAGCUUCCAAGUUAGUGGAUAGACUUACCCAGUCAGAAAGAGAACAAGAAUUAAUUUCAGAUGAUGAAAGUAGUAGUGCCCUAGACGCUUCUGUUAUUGAAAAUGUGCCAUCCAUUGAGACCCAGCAUUCAAUUCCUGAAGACAUCUUUGACACCAGGCCCAUUUGGGACGAGUCCAUUGAGACUCAGAUUGAGCGUAUUCCUGAUGAAAAUGUCCAUGACCGUGCUGAAGAUCAACAGGAGGAUCAAGGAAGAACAGAGGAAAGACUGGCACACAUUGCUGAUCAUCUUGGAUUCAGCUGGACAGAAUUAGCAAGAGAACUGGAUUUCACAGAAGAGCAAAUUCACCAGAUCCGAAUUGAAAAUCCAAAUUCCCUGCAGGACCAGAGCCAUGCACUUCUGAAAUACUGGCUUGAAAGGGACGGGAAACAUGCUACAGAUACAAGUCUUACCCAGUGUCUAACAAAAAUCAACCGAAUGGAUAUUGUUCAUCUAAUGGAGACCAGCCACAUGGACUCUGUGCAGGGCCAUGGCGCUCGCACCUAUGCAGAAAUUGAACAAACGAUAGGACUGGAUCAUAGUGAAGGAUUUUCUGCACUGCAGGAGGAACUGUACAGUCCAAGACACAAGAAGGAAGAGGAGCAUUAUAAAGAGAGUGAGCCAUUUGAUCACCCUCCCAUUGUCUCCGAGGAAGACACUUCUGUCAGUUACUCUUCCUUUCAGGAGGGCACUCCCAGGACUGAGACAGACAUAUCAGUUUCAGAGCUCCUGCGACAAGCACACAAAGAGCGAGUGCAAGCUGAGUUCUCCGGGAAACCACAGGAUCUGCCAGAAGAUUCAUCAGCUGCACAACAGGAGUACUUUGUCACAACUCCAGGAACAGAAGAAUCCAUAGCACCAAAGGCUGAAAAAUCAGCAGGCUUUGCAAAGGAAAAAUCUAAAGGCUUCACCACAGCAUCUGAAGAGCAUGAGAGGCCAUAUCUUCAGACGCCAUUGUCCAGUGAGCGAGGUGACUCUCCCAUUGCACAAGAACUUGAGGACCUCCAGCUCUCCCAAGAAGAACUUUCCCCAAGGAGAACUAGUCUGGUUAUAGUGGAAUCAACUGAUGAACAGCCAGCAAAAUUUGAAAGACAUUAUGACGAUGAAUCUUUUGAAAAGGAGCUAGCAGAGGAAUUAGGUGAGCUAGAGACCAGCUCAGAUGAAGAAGAGAUGGUAACGACCAGGGUCAUUCGCCGCCGGGUGAUUAUUCAGGCUGAUGAUAUGCCAGAAAUACCACCGGAAACGGUAACAGAGGAGCAGUACACAGAUGAACAUGGCCACAUUGUGGUGAAGAAGGUCACCAGAAAGAUUAUCAGGCGAUAUAUUUCACCAGAUGGCACAGAAAAAGAGGAAGUCCUAAUGCACGGAGCACCACAAGAACCUGUUAUGAUUGAAGAAGGAGAUGGGUAUUCCAAAGUCGUAAAGCGGGUUGUGCUGAAGAGUGACAUUGAACAGUCUGAGGUGACAUUCUCUGAACCCAGUGUUCUGACGGGUGCCUCAGAAUUUCAGGCUGAACCAGUGGAAGGCCGGAAGGUCAGUAAAGUUGUAAAGACCACAAUGGUACAAGGAGAGAGAAUGGAGAAGCACCUGGGUGAUGCUAGUUUAGCCACUGAUCUUCCAUCAGCCAAAGAAGACUUUGAAGAGGCUUUGAGUUUUACAUGUAACCAAAUGAAAGUCCAACUCCCCACUUUAGUAGAGAAAGAGAUCAUGAAAGAGGAUGGAUCAAUUAUUAAAAGGACAACAAUGAAUAAAUCCAGCUCACAGAAGAGGACUGUGGUGAAGGACCAGUAUGGAAAACAUGUUCUUGUGGAACAGCUGGAGAAUAGACCAGAAGCACGGGAUGAUCUCCAGCAUGACCUCCAGCAACUUCUUAGACAUUUCUGCAAAGAGGACCGGAAGCAAGAGGCCAAAUGA